Molecule: messenger RNA, 3040 nt
Organism: Cajanus cajan (pigeon pea)
Lineage: Eukaryota; Viridiplantae; Streptophyta; Magnoliopsida; Fabales; Fabaceae
Product: PHD finger protein At1g33420
Source: RefSeq, a predicted model, not a curated record
UCUAAACAGAGUCUGUUUUCUCGCGAAUGCUCUGAACGAAUAUUUCUUUUUUCUCUAACUGUGAGAAUAAUUAAAUGUGUUGUGUGUAUAAAUACAAAAAUACUGAUCCCAGAUUAAUCCAACGACGACCAUCAAAUCUCAUCAUCCAAACAGAAAAAAAGACUACCAAACCCUAAUCUGAAACGAUCGUUCCCUCCCUCUCACUAUCUCUCUCUUUCUCUCUCUUCUUCUUCUUCAUUUCUCUCUCUUCCAACCGCCAAACUCUGUUGCAACAUUUCUCUCCCUCGCUCCCCGAUCCACAACCUCCCAACCCUCAUCUUCGAGAUCUCACCUCACGCGCCUCUCACGCUGGACCACGCGCCUGUCACCGCCUCCAUCAUGGUCGUCAGCGGAGGGAAGGGCUUGAAACGAGCCAAGAAGAGAGUCACCGCCGAUUUCUACGACUUCCUUACGUUCCCCUCGCCGUCCCUCGCCGAGUCGGAAAGCUUCGCCGGCGGACCGUUCCGCUCCAACGUCCGCUCCUUCCUGACGAAGCACGCGCUGCUUCCGCCACCGUCCGCGCUGUUCCCGCACCUGCUGACGUGGCAGAUCCUCUUCCGCGUCGGCGAGCUCACCGAAGGCUCCGAACCGCUGGUGGUGUGCCUCGACGUCGUGGAGGAGGACGUCGCCAGAUCCAGAUCCGUGUACUGCGAUCAGUGCCGAGUUUUUGGUUGGAGCGGUCACCCAGUGUGCGCGAAGCGGUACCAUUUUAUAAUCAAAGCCGAUGGGAGUUCUAUUGGUGGGUACCACAAGCCGUGUAUGUGCUGUGGAGAUAUCUUGCAUUUGUCAGAAUCCAAAUGCAAGUCUUGCAACCAUGUGACUACCACUGAUGAUGUCGAAGACUGGGUUUACCAUCAAUUAGAGAACACAACUCAUCUUUUACAUGGCGUAGUCCAUGCCAAUGGAUAUGGGCACCUUCUUCGGGUUAAUGGCAGAGAAGGGGGCUCUAGAUUUAUUUCUGGUUGUCAUAUUAUGGAUUUCUGGGAUCGCCUAUGCAAGACUCUUGGAGUCAGAAAAGUUAGCGUGAUGGAUGUUUCAAAGAAAUACGGGUUAGAGUAUCGCUUGCUCCAUGCCAUUACGAAGGGACAUCCGUGGUAUGGUGACUGGGGUUAUAAAUUUGGCUCUGGUAGCUAUUGUCUCACACAUGAAGCAUACACAUCUGCAGUUGAAAGCCUAUCCAAUAUACCGUUGUCCACCUUUUCCCAGGGACAGAUGCCUCACUCUCGUGUGCAGGACAUGAUCUCAUAUUACCAGUCCUUGUCAGAGCAUAAGCUUGUAAAUAUAAGGGACCUCUUUCGUUUCAUGAUGGGUUUGAUUGGUGAUGCUCGCAAGAAUGCAUCAAAUACUGAUGACACAUCCUGCAAGAAGCGUCGUUUUAAUGCUUCUGGACUGUCAAUUUCUUGGGAUAAGAGUGACAUUGAACGUGUGGAGGAAGCCAUGGUCAGAGUGCUGCGUGCAGUGUCUGAGACUAAGUGGGUGAGCUGGCGUGCUCUUAGGGGAGCAGCCUGCAAGGUGGGCCCUCCAGAGCUGCUUGAUUAUUGCCUUGGAGAAAUGGGAGGAAAAAUGGUCUAUGGUGGAAUGGUUGUUAAUAGCCGAUGCAAUCCUCAAACUGGAGUUUAUGAGUUGAGACUCGAGGCUGCAACUGGUGCUUGCUAUGGAAUUUUAGCGAACAAUAAUUCUUCAGGCUCGAAGUAUCCAUCUGAAGAAAACCUCUUACAAUGCUUGAGAUAUUUGUAUGACUCUCUGCUUCAUCCUCAGAUGAUGGUAAACUAUGUUGAAGCAGGGACAAGGGCUCUUGCAAUGACCUCAGCUCAGAAGCUUUUUGACUGCAAGCAGUUUGUAAAAGAUUUUAGUCCUGAGAUGUUGCCAUUGUCAGAUUUGCUGAAGUUACGCAUCUCAUGUCAGGUUGAACUUUUAGAUGAAGCUGAAGAUUCAGAAGCUAUAACUCCACCAGAAUUAAUUGUGAUGCCCACGAAUGCUACGUUGGCUGAGCUUAAGAACCAAGCAGCAAAUGCAUUUCAAGAUGUUUAUCUAAUGUUCAGGAGAUUUCAGGUUGAUGAGGUACUUGGCUAUAGCGGUGUUGACGAUUCCACCCAGGUCAAGCACUUGUUAGGAUCGAAAGAUGUAGUUUGUGUCCGAGGAAGAUGCAUUGGGAAGAAUGGGUUGAGCAAGUUCCGAAUGGAACGGGGACUUGAGAGGUGGACUGUAGAUUGCAGCUGUGGGGCUAAGGAUGAUGACGGAGAGAGAAUGUUAGCGUGUGAUAUAUGUGGAGUGUGGCGGCACACUAGGUGUUCUGACAUCCAUGAUACUGAUCCUGUUCCAGCACGUUUUGUUUGCCUCAGAUGCCAAAACUCUGAAGCCAAACCCAAAUCUAGUGGGCACUGCAAAACUGAGACUGUCACUAACGUUAGUACUAGUGCUAGUUGCUUCGGAAACGGCUUGCCAGUGCCAUCUGAUGUUCGUUAAAGGAUUUCAUUAGCCUUCUGUUAGGAUAAAUGUUUUUUAAUAAAUACUUUUAGGGAAAAAUAUAAGCAUAAAAUGAAUUAAAAUUUUCUCAUAACAUAAAAUUUGCUUAUGCAUAGUUAAAAUCAGUUUUUGGAAAAAUUAAAUGACAGUUUAUAUAUAUUUGAUUAUGCAUAAGUUGAUUUUAAUUUUGUGAGGAAAGUUUAAUUUAUUUUAUUUUCUUAUUUUUUCUUCUAAGUAUUUAUUAAAAGGUUUGUUUUAAUAGGAGUAAAUGUGUAUGAAAAGCUUAUAUUUUGCUUCGGCCUGAAAGAACCUGUACAUAACAGAUAGGCCUUAGAGAUAGCUGUAGGGGCGGGACAUGUCUUGUUCAUAUUUCAGGUUCUACCUAAUGGUUGUUUAGUGUACAUAGUGACUGACGAAAAGAUGUGGAGGGGGAAAUUGAGAAUAUUCAAGUUCAACUUUCUUUUCUUUGGUUCUAAAUGAGCAUCAGACUCGGUAAAUUUAGAUCGAUUUUAAAUGAUUAUGGGUCUUUUCCUGA